Messenger RNA from Cercocebus atys (sooty mangabey), 1219 nucleotides. RefSeq lists its product as uncharacterized. The transcript is spliced from 3 exons. The coding region runs from base 1 to 606 and encodes 201 amino acids. The record is from RefSeq and is a predicted model, not a curated record. Lineage: Eukaryota; Metazoa; Chordata; Mammalia; Primates; Cercopithecidae.
AUGAAUUCCGCCUUUGGAAGUGAACUUGAUUGCAGCCUAUUUUCGUCUGGAGGCGGUGGAUUCCCGUUCGGGCGCCAGAGCAAUGCGGUUCCGAGGGCAAAUCUCCAAGGGGCGGAGGCAGAACCGCGGGUAAGAGGCGUCCGCGCAGACUUCGGGUUUGCCCUCCCCGGAGCCAGGACUCGGCCGCAGCUCUGGGCCUCCCUGGAUCCGAACAGAGACUGGCUGCCCGUCUGCCACUCGCGGGCUGGGAGAACGCCAGCCGGUGCCUUGCCGGGAAAGUUCUCGGCAAAGCUGGGGAUGAGCCCUCAGCAGGGGAAGCUCCCGGUGGAGCGCGCCCCCAUCCAGUGCCCGCGCGCAAGAACCCGGAAUGGGCCCCACCUGGACCGGGACUCAGGCGUGCGAGCCCGAGAGCUCCCUGGGGACCAGGCAUCGGGUGGGGACCCUGGACGAGGGGGUGAGCUGACUCGGUUUUUAAAAACUCGCUUCCUCCUUCCCUACUUCUGCCCAUCACUCACCUCGCUGGGCACCAGCCCAGGGCAGAAGUGGGAGAAGGAGGCGGUGGCCUCCCCAGGAAGGAGGAGAGCAAAUUUCACAAACUCCAUCUAAAAAAAAAAAAAAUCAUCUGUCAAAGAAGAGCCUUUCAACUUCCAGUUCUGUUUAUGUAAGAACACCCUUUCUUCAACCUGGAAUCUUGGACAUUUUGCCACAUGCUGAAUAUUUCUACGACUUUCUUUUUGUGUCUAUCACCUUGAUGUGAGUUGUCACCUUAACUAGGUAAGACGGUUGUGGUCUGCUGAGUAGAACAAGCUACUUUUUCAAGAAACUAGCUGAAAGGUUUCAUAACACCUGGUCUUCAGUGGGUCAAGGCAGUGCUCCGGGGCCAGGCCAUCUGAUAAAGGGAGUGGUAACUUUGAAGUGUGGCUUAUAAAGAAGCUGUUAUUUCCACAGCAAGGGAAAGCGGCAGUAAAGAAAACAGGGUUUUGCAGUUCCACUGGAAGGAGGAUGGGGAAGGUCAGAAAUCAGGGCGGGACCUUCGAGAGCAGCUGUCAGCACUGGGCAAAGGCUGAGACAGGUGAGCAGUGGGGAUCUCUGAACGACAUGCAGGGUUCUGUGCCUAAGACACACUUUUGUAGUCUUCAUUGAUAGAAUCCCAUCAUUUUCCUUUUUCUUUUUCAGAUGGAUUUCACUCUCUUGUCCCAGCUGGAGUACAGUGGCUUGA